AUGAGGAUAGCCCAGGAUGGGGAGCCGGCUGUUUUAAUAGAAUGUUGCGGUCAAAAAGUGACAGUCUCUCUUUUUUCCUUCUCUUUUAUUCUAGUUGAAUGGAUCGCUGCAGUCUCCUUAGCUGCUGGAGCAGCUGCUGUUGGGUAUCUAGCUUACAAAAAAUUUCUCUCUAAAGACAAAUGCUGCAAAGCAAUGGUGAAUCCCCAUAUCCAGAAGGAUAACCCCAAGGUAGUCCAUGCAUUUGAUAUGGAAGAUCUGGGAGACAAGGCUGUGUAUUGUCGUUGUUGGAGAUCUAAGAAGUUCCCGCUGUGUGAUGGUUCUCACACAAAACACAACGAGGAAACUGGCGACAACGUUGGGCCUCUGAUCAUCAAGAGGAAGGAGGCAUAGAGUGGACAGUAGAAGCUACAGAAUGAAUGUCUGACAAAUCCUCUGCUCACUUGUAAUUGGGGGAAAAACCACAAAUUCUGUCGUGUCACUGAAGACUUUCCAUGUAGUAUAUACAUCAGGCUUCAGCAUGUGUAUUUUCUCCGGUGCUUGUCUUGUUUUAAUCACUACAAUGCAUAAUUUACUAAAUAGUCAAGGUUUAAAUUUUUUUGUCCUGUAAAGUGUGUGUACCCUCUCAUUGAGUAUGAAACUAAAACGACGCACAGAAUGUACUUAAUCAGAAAAUAGGUAUUAAAUUAUUUUCAAAUACAUGUGUACUACUCUGAGGCUGUUCAGUAGAAAGUGUGUUCAAAAUGUAGAUCUUAACAUUCUAGAGUGGUUCUGAAGUCACGGGUCUGGAUAGAUUUCUAUGUAAAAGGCAGUGGCAGGAAAGAAACGGUGCCAAAAUGCAGCUUAACCUCUCAUUAUGCUGCGUUUUCUGCAGGUGUCACGUUUGCCCUGUUACGCUACUGUUCUGUGUGGCUCUGGU
Molecule: messenger RNA, 916 nt
Organism: Egretta garzetta (little egret)
Lineage: Eukaryota; Metazoa; Chordata; Aves; Pelecaniformes; Ardeidae
Gene: CISD1
Product: CDGSH iron sulfur domain 1
Exons: 3
Coding region: 1-390 (129 amino acids)
Biological process (GO): regulation of autophagy
Cellular component (GO): mitochondrial outer membrane; intracellular membrane-bounded organelle
Molecular function (GO): 2 iron, 2 sulfur cluster binding
Source: RefSeq, a predicted model, not a curated record